Messenger RNA from Rangifer tarandus platyrhynchus (Svalbard reindeer), 450 nucleotides. Lineage: Eukaryota; Metazoa; Chordata; Mammalia; Artiodactyla; Cervidae. The record is from the annotation of a GenBank genome assembly.
AUGCUCAGGGCUUUUGUCCGGAAGAAGGACGGCACUCAGGUGGGCCUGGGCACGGGUCGUGUGUGGUGGACGGAGCCCUCACCCCGGGACAUCCCUCAGGCCCCUCUCCCGAGGCUCUGGUCGCGGCCUGCGAGCACUGGCUGCACGCUCAUCUCCAGGUCCCUCCCCAUCUUGCGGCCCGCGUCCCCAGCGGUGGUCCCUGUCUCCUCUCGCCCGCACGUUCUCACCCAGUCUUCUUGCUCCUGGUUCCAACCUGGGGUCCACGUCUCUGCCUUUACUCCUCUCUCCCGAGUCCCUUACUCCACCUGCCUUUGCGACGUGACACCCCCUCCAGAGAACUCCCCGACUGCCGAAAGUGAGCCUGUGCCCUGCUCAUCCUGCCAUCGCUCGCGCCCCGGGCCUUUGGGGGAGGUGCCCCGUGCACCCAGCACCAAGCACCCUCGGAGCUGA